CAAGUGGCUUUUUUGGCGCUCCAGCCAUGGCCACACUGGAGCGAAGCUUACAAAAGCAAAAGAGUUGGAAAAGUAUAUGUUUUUAACAUGGUUUUAUAACGCACAUACAAGUGGAAACGAAACUUUGCGACGCGUCCAAGGCACACACACCCACCCGCAAAAAGAACCGGCAGCAAGUCAGCACCAUGGCCAAGGCGAACGGCUGGAAUGGGUGCGGAAUGGGCGUGCACGGCAAUGGGAGCAGCAGCGUCUCCAUACGCUCCGCCUCGAAGUACUCGCGCAGCACGGAGCUGCGUCGCGUCGAGGACAACGACAUAUACCGGCUGGCCAAGAUCCUGGACGAGAACGCUUGCUGGCGCAAGCUAAUGUCGAUCAUACCCAAGGGCCUGGACGUGCAGGCUUGCAGCGCUGCCGGCGGCCUCAACUUUUCGGCGGCUGUCAGGAACGGAUUCAAAUACUCUGCGCAGGAUGUGUGCCAGAUUGACGAGGCCGCGAACCGGCUGCCGCCCGACCAGAGCAAGUCCCAGAUGAUGAUUGACGAGUGGAAGACCUCAGGCAAGCUGCACGAACGGCCCACCGUGGGCGUGUUGCUCCAGUUGCUGGUGCAGGCUGAGCUCUUUAGUGCGGCCGACUUUGUGGCGCUGGACUUUCUGAGUGAACCCACGCCAGAUCGCCCGGCAGAUGGGCCCGCAGCACCUAUAAGCCUCGACCUGUCCGAGCUGCUGGAGGAAGAAAUGGACGUGGACAACGAGGGACCGGGUUAUCAACCACCGAACACUGCCACCUCGAAUGCAGCUGCCCAGGGCAGUGUGGGCCUGAAUCUGGACAAUUUCGACAAGCACAUGGUGCCGCGGGACAAGAGCGUGCCGCAGCCAUCCGAAAAUGUUCCUCCUAUAGCCCCACCUCGCGCCUCCCGCCUGCUAAGGGACAGUGCCGGCUCAAGGAAUGCAGCCAGCACCGGGGCCACCACCUCGUCGACGACAGUCCCCAACAUCCCCAAUCUGACAAUUCUCAAUCCCAGCGAACAAAUCGAGGAGCAGCGUCAGCAGCAGCCGCGUCAGCAGAACAUACCCAACCUGUCCAUACUCAUUGCCAGCUCGGAGGCUUCGAUGACAACAGCGUCGACUUCGCUGGGGAACCCAAGCAACCGAGCCAGUUCCACGGAUCCGCCAAACAUACCGCGCAUCACGCUGCUGAUUGAUAAUUCCGCCGAGAUAAGCUCCCCGCCCGUCCUUGAAGCUGCGGGGAGAACCGCAACGGCAGCCAGCCCAGCGGCGAGCACGAACAAUUUGCCAAUGAUAAGCGCUCUAAAUCUGAACACUGACAACGGCGAGCACCCGGACAGCAGCAGCAGCUUGAGCAACGAUGAGGACGAUGAUGACGACGACGACGAGGUGGAUGGGGAGGGCGACUUUGCGGAUGUAUCCCUGCCAAACAUGAGCAACUCGGAGCAACCGAACUCCAACAAUGACUCCAGCCUGACAACGGUCACUGGCACCAGCGGUGAUAACAGCUUCGAGCUGACCAAUGACUCCAGCUCGGCCUCAAACGACGAUUACGCCGGCAACAUUCCAAAUUUGAGCGAGCUGCAGCAUUAAAGAAAGUGACGACGCGCCCGUCCAUUGAGCAGAUUUCCACAAGCCAGACAUUCCAUUCCGUUAACCAUAUUAGCCUAAGUUAUGUUUGUCCUAACUGCGUGUAUUUAUUUGUUAGCCGACGCCGAUGACAUCGGCCUGUAAAUGCGGACCUAGUUAUUAUGCAUACUGUGUAAGGUCCAAGUAGAAUCUAAGAUUCGGGGCAAGCUUUCGACAUACUACAAUUGUUUCGUUGUCCAUAUCACACGGCUACUGACCCAGAGUCCAUGACAAGUGGCGGUAAUAUAAAAUAUUUCCGUUUCGAGAAGGCCAUACGUAUAUGUAACCAAAUAACCGAUUGUAACAAAUUUUGUAUCUUUUACAAAGUACGAAUUGUUUUUCAAGUAAUAUACUACAAGAGAAAA
Drosophila kikkawai is the source of this 1999-nucleotide messenger RNA. It is a transcript of the gene tub, whose product is annotated as interleukin 1 receptor associated kinase 4 tube. The record is from RefSeq and is a predicted model, not a curated record. Gene Ontology annotation, molecular function: protein binding. Lineage: Eukaryota; Metazoa; Arthropoda; Insecta; Diptera; Drosophilidae. Gene Ontology annotation, biological process: signal transduction.